UAGAGGAUAAGAUAGGGAGGGAGGACAGGCAGUGAGAAGGAGGGAGGGGAGACUGAAUCAGCAUAGCAUUGCUCACAAGGACACAGGGAGAACGUUCCUCAAAGGGGAUCCCCAAAACUACUGUGUUGGGGAGGGGGUGAAGGAGGAGACAAUUCCUGAGUGUUCUACCUGGGAUACAUUCUGCUGAUCUGGCAUUCCAUUUGGUCCCCAUCAAACCUUCCACAGGACCAAGAGCUGAGGAUUUGGGGGAUGAUCCUGGAGGAGGGGGGUGCGUGUUCCCCUAAGGGGGGCAGAGGAAGCAGGCAGUGACGGCUGGACCUCUGAGCCUCUAAGGAGCGUGGAUUUGGAAUUGCAUACAGAGUCACUGGCUGUUUUUUCUUUUUGUUUUAACAAAUAUUUUUUUUUAAUUCUUGCGAGGAUACGUUUUGGGGGUGUCUGCCAUGGACUGGGGGUGUAAGGGGCUGUACUGGAACCAAGGAUGCUGCUUGAACUGAAUGCUGGCUCUGCACCCCGGAUAUAUACAUAGUAAUAAGGCAUUGCUCCAGGGAGACCUAUAAAUCAUAGCUCAACACUCACACAUAUACACAACACACACACAUCCAUAGAGGAAACAUACUGACACAGUACAGCACUGUAAACACGUGCAGAUAGCACACAGUAUACACUGCACACAGUAUACAUUGCACACACAAGUCGCAAAGUAUACAGGGCACACACUAUACAUUGCACAUACAGGAUACACAGAAUAAACUUAACACACAGUAUACACUGAACACACACUAGGCACACAGGAUACAUUAAACACACACAGGUCACACAUGUAGACUGACAUACAGUGCAUUAUCUUCCUGCCUGUCCCAAGAGAGAAGCCAUUGAGAGUCCCAUAUGAUGCAGAGAUAAAAUAAGGCAUGUGGAUACAGCUCUUCAUUUGGAAUUAUCAGAGACUGACAUUGCUCUGUGUGUGGCCUUCAUCCUGACAGCCGACAACUGCUCGAUGACCUCACUGGAUACAACUUUCGCUAGUUGAACCGAAUAACCAAGGCAAGAACAAGAGGGAGCAGGACCUUCACCCGCAUCUACCGAUCUCCAUGAUACAGGAAGUGAAAGCAGAGAAAAGGUUUUAAAGAGUGCAUGGUUGGCUGUUGGAAGAGAAGAACACGCACAUUCCGUUUGCUGUGGCCAAUCAGCUUCUAUCUGAACGACUCAUCAAGGUGAGUCCAGGUUCCAGUAUGAUUUACCCACUGCCAUCCUGCCUGUGUCCCAUCCUCCUGCUGGUAGUGGGCUCCAUCUUGUCUGACUCGACCUCAGGUUGUCCCCAGCGCUGUGAAUGUUCCCCACAGGACCGUUCUGUUUUGUGCCACCGUAAACGUCAUCUUUAUGUUCCAGAAGGUGUUCCUACAGAUACAAGGCUUUUAGAUUUAAGUAAGAAUCGAAUAAAAGCCAUUAAUCAAGAUGAAUUUUCUUCUUUCCCAUACCUGGAAGAACUGGAGCUAAAUGAAAAUAUUGUGAGUAUCAUUGAGCCAGGGGCCUUCAGUGGACUCUCCAAUCUACGCUUUUUGGGUUUGAGAAGUAACCGGCUCAAGCUCAUUCCCCUGGGUGUUUUUACAGGGCUCAGUAAUCUCACACGGUUGGAUAUCAGUGAGAACAAAAUUGUUAUCCUUCUAGAUGACAUGUUCCAGGACCUUUACAACCUUAAGUCUCUGGAAGUUGGAGAUAAUGAUUUGGUGUACAUUUCCCAUCGUGCCUUCCGAGGGCUCAACAGCCUGGAAGAGCUGGCACUGGAGAAGUGCAAUCUUACUUCAGUGCCCACAGAGGCUCUGUCCCAUCUCCAUGGUCUCAUAUCACUGCGUCUCCGAUACCUCAACAUCAAUGUUAUCCGAGACUACUCCUUCAAAAGGCUAUCAAGGCUCAAAGUUCUGGAGGUGGCACACUGGCCAUAUCUAGAUACAAUGACCUCUAACAGCCUUUAUGGAUUGAACUUAACAUCUCUUUCAAUUACACAUUGCAACCUGAGCACUAUCCCUUAUGUAGCUAUACGACAUCUUGUUUAUCUCCGUUUCCUUAAUCUUUCAUACAACCCCAUCACUGCUGUGGAAGGUUCAAUGUUGCAUGAUUUACUCAGACUUCAGGAGUUUCAUCUAGUCGGUGGACAGUUGACUGUGGUGGAACCCUAUGCUUUUCGAGGUCUCAACCAUUUGAGAGUACUCAAUGUCUCUUCAAAUUUACUUAGCACACUAGAGGAAUCCUCUUUCCACUCUGUGGGUAACCUGGAAACUCUAAUAUUGGACCAUAAUCCAUUGGCUUGUGACUGCCGCCUUCUGUGGAUCUUUCGGAGACGCUGGAGGCUUAAUUUCAACAAACAGCAGCCAUCUUGUUCUAGUCCAGAAUAUGUGCAAGGAAAAGAAUUCAAGGAUUUUCCCGAUGUACUGCAGCCCAAUUAUUUUACAUGCCGGCGUGCUCGCAUUCAGGAUCGCAAACCCCAGGUACAGCAUAUAGAUGAAGGACUCACAGUACACUUCUACUGCAAAGCUGAUGGAGACCCACCUCCCACUAUCCUUUGGCAGUCUCCUCGCAAGUUUUUCAUCACCAGCAAAAGCAAUGGACGGCUUACUGUAUCCUCUGAUGGGACUCUUGAAGUACGUUAUGCACAAAUACAAGAUAAUGGUACUUACCAUUGCAUUGCAAGCAACGCAGGUGGAAAUGACACAUCCUUGGCACAUCUCCAUGUGCGCAGUUACUCGCCAGACUGGCCUCAUCAACCCAACAAGACCUUUGCUUUCAUCUCUAACCAGCCAAAUGAAAGUGAUGUCAACAGUACGCGUGCCAGUGCUCCCUUUCCAUUUGAUAUCAAGACUUUAAUCAUUGCCACAACCAUGGGCUUCAUUUCCUUCCUUGGGGUUGUCCUUUUCUGUUUAGUCCUACUAUUCCUUUGGAGCAGGGGCAAAGGUAACACCAAACACAAUAUUGAGAUAGAAUAUGUACCGCGAAAGUCUGAUGCGGGACUUUCCUCAGCAGAUGCUCCUCGUAAAUUUAACAUGAAGAUGAUAUGAUAGAGAAGUACAGGGAAAAGCAGGAGAGAGGGUAAUAGGGGCAGAUAGUGGAAUGCACGGAGCCCAUUUUUACCCCAUAUUUCCUGCACAAUCCUUUAUCACUAAGCAAUCUGACUUCCUGGAGAACGAUAGGGGGAGAGUGAUGGUGUCAAGGAUAUUUUGACCUUAUUUUCUUGAUCCACAGACUCUUAGUUUUGGGACAUGUCCUCUGCACUUUUAACCCUGUGAAUUUAACUCCUCAAAGCCUCUUCAGAUCUCACUCAUAUUGGCUCCUACUCUACAAUCUUGUGUGAUUGACAUGGAGGACUUGAGGUUGGGAUGACUGGAGGCAACAAAGCAAUGUGAAAACAAGGACUUUGGAACAGCUCCAUUAUUAAAGAGGGCUGGAGAAGCAGAGAUAAUCUGAUGCUGAACUUUAACCUCUUUAUCUUCUCCUUAUUUCAAUACCUGUGAUUUUUAUGAAAAAAAUAAAUGAG
Messenger RNA from Pelobates fuscus (common spadefoot toad), 3526 nucleotides. RefSeq names its product leucine rich repeat and Ig domain containing 1 (gene LINGO1). The transcript is spliced from 6 exons. Gene Ontology annotation, cellular component: extracellular matrix. NCBI's taxonomy places the organism in Eukaryota, Metazoa, Chordata, Amphibia, Anura, Pelobatidae. Gene Ontology annotation, molecular function: epidermal growth factor receptor binding. Bases 1230 to 3050 code for a protein of 606 amino acids. The record is from RefSeq and is a predicted model, not a curated record.